Molecule: messenger RNA, 9000 nt
Organism: Conger conger (European conger)
Lineage: Eukaryota; Metazoa; Chordata; Actinopteri; Anguilliformes; Congridae
Gene: scn4ba
Product: sodium channel, voltage-gated, type IV, beta a
Exons: 5
Coding region: 498-1193 (231 amino acids)
Biological process (GO): regulation of ventricular cardiac muscle cell membrane repolarization; cardiac muscle cell action potential involved in contraction; regulation of sodium ion transmembrane transporter activity
Cellular component (GO): voltage-gated sodium channel complex; membrane
Molecular function (GO): sodium channel regulator activity; transmembrane transporter binding
Source: RefSeq, a predicted model, not a curated record
UGCAGAUCACCGGCGGGGAACUGACGGAGGAGCACCUGCAACACCCGCCAACCUGCAGCCGGUACCGCCACCGGACCGCGGCUCUCCCAGGCUUCCCCCGCUCCCUCCUGACAGGCUGAGAGCUCUUUCCACACGCUCUCUCUCUCUCUCUCUGCCUGCCUCUGCCUCUGCCUCCUCCUCCCGGCUCCUCUCUGCUCCGCUCCUGUCUGUGUGGGACUGGCGGCUCGUCCGCAGGAUUGCAGCUGAGCGGCUGGAGAGUCCUCCUCGCUCGCUCGCUGGUUUUUUUUUUUUUUCCGUUUUUCGGUCCGCGUCCCGCCUCUCUCCGCUACCCUCCCCUCACUCCUCCUUCUCCUCCACCUCCCUCCCUCCAACCCCUCCCUCACCCCACUCCCAAAUCGGACUCACACCCAGAGGCACGCGGGGGCCAACGGGCUGACAGAGGGACGGAAGAGAGGAGACCAGGACAGACAGACAGACAGACAGACAGACUGACGGACAUGGAGCCCAGGAGAAGUGGCGGGGCGGUCCCGCGCGGUCCAGCCCGGUCCAGCGAUGCGGUCUACGCCGGCGUCACCGUCGUACUGCUGUUCGCGGUGUGGUGCGCUCAGGCGCUGGAGGUGUCGGUGGGGAAGGUCCCCCACAUAGAGGCCAUGAACGGCAGCACCGUGCUCCUGCCCUGCACCUAUUCCAGCUGCUUCGGCAUCAAGAACCUCUACUUCAGCUGGAGCUACAAUGACAACGGUACCAUGGUGAAGUUGUGCCAGGCAGUCAUUCCUGCCGAGGGGGUGGACCCGAACGUCAAGCUUUAUCAUGACAGGGUGGGGUUUGUGGGCAAGGGCCACAACAUCUCCAUCCUGCUGUACAACAUCACCUUUGAGGACGACGGCGAAUACAUUUGCUUCGCCCGUAACCCCAAAGAGAAGAACCGCAACCACAGCGCCAUCUACAGGCUCUACGUGGUAGACGAAUUGAAGGUGGUCGAUAAAACCCUGACGACCAUCAUCAUGUCCGUGGUGGGAGGGCUCAUCGGCCUGAUCGUCUUCGUCAUGAUCCUGAAGGCCCUCAUCCUCUUUGCACUUCGCAAAAUGCGGGAGAAGAAUAAAGAGUGCCUUGUGAGUUCUUCAGGGAAUGACAACACAGAAAAUGGGCUCACAGGAUCCAAAGCUGACAAUAAAGCAACACCAAAGGCAUGAGAACAUGCAUAUGCAUAUGUAUACAUAUGUACAUAUAUACAUAUAUAUGCAUAUAUGUACAUAAAUACUAGGUAUGCACAGUAUAUAUUCACACUUAUACAGAUAUAUACACAUGUACAUAUAAAACCCUCUAUGGUAGAAACUGCUAAUUAUCCAUGACUGGAUACUGCACCUAUAUAUAGAAUUGGAAUUAAUGUCAUAAAAGUAUGUUUUUGCUUAUUUGCUUCGCUGACAUCCUGGCAGAGUGACUCAUAAAUCAUAUAGAUUAUAAAAUCUACGUACAUAUAUUUUUACUCAUUAUCCACUUACGGACAGAUUGCUGUUGGAUAUUUAAUUAGAUAUUUAAGUACCUUGCACGACUGAGAUUUGAGCCCAGAACAUCACACUCCUGUGCCUCCUAUUCCUGGCAUCUUAACAAGCAUCUUAACUUGCCGCCAUUUUGACACUUACCUGAGCAAGAACUAACUUCAGCAUCAAUUUCCCCUUGGUUGUGUAUGGCCGACUGCUGAUUGACCUCAUUUUAUUGUCCAAUUCUCAGCACAUUAAGUUCCAUUAUGCUGAUACGAUUACAAUCGAUUUAAAAUGCAAAUGAACUGCACUUUGGUUCGUAUCCCUUAUAGAAACCCCCAAUUUUACUACAAUUUCUGCUCAUCCAGUGAUGGGCUUCUUUUCUCUUGGACAACCACUGCUGCUCCUCCAGUGGUCACUGUUGCCACAGUUUCAAACCCCUCUCAUAAGCAUCUCUGUCUGCAUCACUCUCAGGUACUAGAGCUGUUUUCACUGGCUUUCUGCCAUAAAACUUCCGUCUUUCUUAAAACACAUUUUCAGAAAAUCACUAACUUCUAUUUUGGCACAAAUCGUGCCAAAAUGUGCUAAACAUUUAUCCUCAACAUUUCUGUGAUUUGUAUGAAAUGUUAUUUUAACCAUGUGGAGUGCGUUUUUUUUUUCUUUUCAUUCUUUCAUAAGUCUUAAAAGAGCACAUAUUCUUUCACCAUAUUCUUUCGGGGCCUGUGUUCAUUAUGAAUGUUAGCUGGGAUAUCAAACAAAUCGAGCACAUGACUAAAGAAUGGCACUGGAUUGGAUAAGGGAGGAAUGAAAAUUAUAGAAAAGAUUUGUGCAUGACAGUAUACCAUAGAGGGAUAUAUAUGCUUAGGUAUGGAUGUGUGUAUGUAUGUACGUAUAUGUGUAUGUUAAUAGGUGUAUAGAAAGAAUGAUAUAGCAAUGGACUGUUUUUAUAAAGAAUGGUUUAGAAAUAUAAACAGAAAGGUACUACUUAUAGAUAUAAGAAAAAUAUAUGACUUAUAUUUUAAAGUAUGCUUGACAUUGGGGGAACAUCCAUUGUGCCCUGCAUUCUCUGAACUGGAUUAGAUACAGCACACCCCCAUGACAACACCAGCUGUAAACUGGACCCAAACUGGAGUGAUGUAAAGCUGACCAAACUAGAUUCAAAUUCCAUUUCCCGCUUCAUUAGGGCCGAGACAAAACCACUUCUGAGGGGUCAGAACAUGGCGUCUCGAACACCCGACAGGAGUAAACUGGAUCUUGUCGAUCCGGCGACUCCUGGCUAUACUUGUACGCAGCUCAGGUUUAAUGCUGGAAUGCGCCGUGGUCACACUGCCAAGGCCUGCAAACUGCCGUAUACUUAUAACCCAGCACAAGACGGAAAUCAAACACCGUGUUGAUCGUCCAGAUUUAGAGCAGGAUUUGGGACGUCGCCCGCGAGAGCCAUGGGAACCGCGACCCCAGGUGUAAGAGGAAUAGGGUCCGUCCCGACAGGAGAGCCGAAGAUCGCCCAUGAGAUCCUGCAGUCAAUGGGCCUUCAAAGGAUUGCUAAGCACCUCCUAGGGUUUGCUGCUGCAAUACACACGGACAGGGAACGAAGCUGUAAAAAAUGGAAUCUGAGUACAUAUUAAUAUAAAGAUUGUGCCUGUGAGAUAUCUGUAGUUCAUCAACACAACAGUUUUUAUUCCACUCCACUGAAACACUGCACCACGUACCGAUUUUAUGAAAAGUCGAGCUGCGUACAACUAUAGAAACAUCCAGAAAGGUGAGGGCUGGUUGAGCACAGGGACUAAUAGUUGAUCCCAGUCCGCUGUACAAAGCAAACGAGAGGACAUAAACUGAAGGGAUAUGGAAUUGGCCCAGGAAAGAGUCAUGGGGGUGUGGUUUUGGGUAGGAGCCCCACCCACUGGUUUGCUUUAGAAACACAGGUGCCUGUAAACGCUUCUAGCUCCCCAUGCCUUUGGGGAGGACUUUACCUGCUAUGGAAAAGUAAAACCUUUACAAAAUACAUAUAUAUAAAAAAAAAACAACAGAAAAAUUUAAAACGCAUAAAAAAAGGUCUUGACAAUCCCUUGAACCCCAAUUCCCUAUAGAAAUGAAUGAACUUUUAUGAUGCUGCUUCUAACAAUUAACCGAUGCAUUUUUUUAGCAUGUGAGAAAUUUUGUAUACUGUACACAAGGCUUAAAACAACACACAUUCUUCUUCUCUUGUUUUCCAAUGGCCCCCACCACUUCAACCAUGUGCGGUCAAACUUGUGCUUUGAGGUGGUUCAACCUCAACACAUCUCCUUGUCUGUGGCUCCCCCACAGAGCAGAGUCCAGUGAACCCGCUUGGUAUGUAACGUUUCACUGGAGGCCAUUGCCAAAGCCCAGCCCACUGCCCACUGCCCAGUUCUGCUUUAGCUCCCUCAAACCCCAUUACACACAGGGGGACUCAUUCCAAUCGCUUAUUUUAUCCUUCCUUGUCUCCUCGAUCCUUGACUGACACGAGAUCCAAUCGAGGUCCGCCAUCUUUAAGGACAUUCAAUUUCCUGACGUAUGAAUGAUCGACCUGUGGUUCCAACUUUCCCCAACUGCCACGUCUGUAACUGCCGUGGCUUCAAACGGAAAUUUCAAGGAGCAAGGACAUUCCAUUGGUCUAAUUCACAUUUUCUCGAUUCCUCCAUCCUGGCUUCCUUUCCUAGCCUUCUCCAAUAGUUCGAGCUAGGAACGAGGGAGAGAGACAAGGAAAGGAAAUGACAAGGUAAAAAUAAGCACUUGGAAAGCGCCCAGUGACAGAUGCGGGUCACGCCCACUUGGAGGCAGUGCGCUGCUACCUGGGUGUCAUGAAGGUUCUGCGCCCCCCUCUCCCAAAAACUGCAAAAACUUCAGAUGCCAUUUCAUCAAAUGACAGGGAAAUGAAUCAAAACUGAUGUUACCCUAAUUACCCCUCGCAGACAUAUUCCGAGGGCCACUAGCGGCGCAGUGACAGUCUGGGUGUCACAGUCGUUGUCCUUGAGGCCAUCAUAGUGGGCAGGACGGGUGCAGGUAUCCGUUUGAGCGAGCGGCCCCUUGUCUAAGAACAUAUGGCCCUCUCCCAGGGGGGGCCGUUGUCAAGGUGACACGCCCACAGUACGCGAAGAAGCCGCAGCACCACACAGGAGAAACGUGUUUCCCCCCCGAUCGCCCGUCGCUUCAUGAGCCUCUCAGAGAGACACAACUGCCAAAAAACCUCCGCUGACCCGAGACAGGGCUGAUCGGCUGCAGGACAUCGUUGGCAUGGCGACUGAUGCAUUGAUAUUUUUUCAUUAAGAGCAAUAGAGACUACUAAGGGACACUCCCAAUUCCAAACAGACUCACGACAAACAGGAGGUGAAACUGUAGAGAGUAUCAUAUUAGCGAAACAAAAAAAGGCCUGAUAAUCAGUGAGAUAAGAAUUAGGCAAACAGUGACCGUUAUAUUGUGGUUAAGCACAUAGUUUAACUGCCUGCAAUAAGCAGGAGUAGCUUUGUAGCUUUUUAGUUGUUAGUGAAGCAGAGUGAAGGCCUCAAAGCGCCAUGCCAUGACAACACUCUCCGGCGACACAACCAAAGUAAAAUAGCAAAUUCAAAAUAACGUAAUUGCACUGGGCGAGGGGCGAUUUGACCUUUAGCUGACUGGCAACACAUUUGCCUUUGGAAUCUUUGAGUGGGCAAGAGGCUGGGGUUCAAAUCACACCGCGGAUGAAAAUACCUGUAUUACCAGACUAGCUGAGCCAAAUUCCCCGCCCCCACAAAACACCUGUGCAGGAGUGUGGCAAACACUGCUGCAGACAGAACACGCUUCCUGUUAAACUGAACUUCUGAAAUGAACUGUCCCACCUAGUGAACAAGACCUUGGCAAGCAUGACUACUGCAGUGGGCACUGGAGCUGGGCUUCCUCCUAAAGUGGCCUGCAUCAUCUGGAAACAAAUCCAAUCAAUUUCAGAGGUAAUCUAGUGAAAAGGUGGCAUCUUAACGAACUGAAUUUUUCUAUUGCCAUUCAUUUAAAUUAUAUUCUUAAUUCUGUCACUCUUUUUCAUUUUAUUAUCUUUUUUUAAUUCAUAUUGGUUUUUGAUCUAAAGAAAAUGAUCCGUGGUCCCACAUCGGUUUUUAAAUUGAAUUUCACCGUUAUAAUUGUAAAUUCACCGUUAUAAUUGUAAUUGUGAAAGAUCAUGGUAAUGGUGUUUUCAGCCAAAAACUCAAACUCUGAUAGUACCUCCCCUCAUUUACCCAUCCCCCUCACUUCCCAAAGAAUAAUAACGUAGGAGGCUGGCGGUGGUUUGGGGAGGGGGUGGCUUUUGUGCACUUUACUAAUCUAGAGUCCUUUAUUUUCCAGUGUGCAGAAUGUGGGUUUUGUGAGAAAAAAUGAGAGAGGAGAAUAAGGAUGUGGGGAAGGUGGCGGGUGUCGGGGGAAAUUCUGGCAACUUUGGCAUGAAACGGGGAAGGAAAUUUGAAUCUGAUGGAAGAGGAAGUAAUCGACAUCCACCGCUCCCUCACACCCCCCCCACCCUCCUCUCUCUCUCAGUCUCUGUAAUAACCAAGCACAUGUCAAGAGGUCUUCCAAAACGCUUGACUUUCCUUCUGGAAUCAGGGGCUCUGGCAAACCCGCCAGAGAUGUUUUCGGGCAGAGUGGCGCCAGACCCGCGACCUGCGGCCCUGUCGCCCUGGAGGCUGCUGUCCGGCUCGCGGUAGCCGCGCUGGGCGGGAAAAAAGAAACAAAAUGGCGGUAUGGAAGGCCGCAAAUCCACACCUUUAGAGUUCAUCAACGCUACGCUACUGUGACGUUCGCUAACAAAAACAUCAUAGCAAUGUUUAGACACCGCUAUAGCACCCUACCAGGGCCUGUCACAGCAGCCUCCGGACAGCUUUUUAAAUGUCCGAGUCUUUCACAUUGUGAAUCGCAUUGUUAGCACCGUGACAUUUGACAUUUUUCAACAUGGAUAAUGUUAGCAAUAAAAUAGUCCCACGCCGGGUCCCGCCCCACUCUGCCUGCCGAAUGCACUGAUGUAUUUAUCUGUUCGUAUCGAUGUGGUCCCUGGUGAAUGUCCUUACCAUUGUAUUGCCAUAAGACAUUAUGUGAAUUCUCUGAAAGCGCAGAGAGUAUACUGUUCAGGUCCUGUCUGUGUGAUCUCCGAUCCCUGCCCCAGAAUCGCGCAUGUUCAGCGGGUUAAGGCAACACAUUUACAGACACACCUGUACCAGAGGGAUAUAGGUUCACAUCCUAAAAUACAUGUUUACUUUGUAACCUUAUAAAGUCACUGAAGUCCCCAGUGUAGAGUCAACUGUAGGCUACUAAAUACACAGACCAUGGGACUUUUAAACCAAGUGUCCUUGGAUAAGGUGUCUGCCCCAGCCCACAGAAAACCAUCAGAUCCAUCUAAAUAACCAGUGCUUAACUAACUUAUAGGCCUCUAUAAAAAAAAAAAAAACCUGCUGCCUCUGUGUAAGUAUUAUUGUGACGCACCUGCAACUGGGCAAAGAUAACUGAAAAUGUCUGCUGCUCAGGCACUGUUCAAAGCAACUGCACAUUUAUAUAUUCCGUGCGUACCUGAGAAUGGCGCCGUGAACGCGAGACAACACAGAUUGCCCGAUUAGUCCACUUUAUCUCUCAGUGGGUUUUCUUAAUGCAUUAAUAUUCAUGAUUACCUUCACUCAAAGCCACUGAUCUCGCUUGCAAAUCUGAGAAUGCUGUAGAAUAGAUUAAAAAGUUAAGGUACCCCUUUUCCCGGUAUGUCGCCGAAUAGUAUUCGCGUUGUUCCUAAAAAAAAAAUAAUUAAACAGUAUAGGCGUAUUUUAUAUAAUCUGUUCCGUUCAGGACGAUUUGUUAUGGUUGAUCGCUGGUCUCAUACUCGUAUCCGUAGGUCUGGGCUCGAUUUUCUCCGUCUGGAUUGAGCGGCCCCCAGCUGCACUUACCGGUACUGCGGCGUAUCCAAUCCGCUGCGUCCCAGUCAAAUUCACAUCACACUUUCAGGCUGAAUACUGCACCACAACGUGCAGAAACUGCAUUAGAAAAAAAUAACCGUUUUAUAAUAGCCUAGCGGCCAUAUGUAGCUUUUUAAAAAUAGCCAAUAUAUUAAGGCCACCGUGUACAGCAAGUUCACUUCAACUUGCUGAUACAGUAAUUAAAUAGAUUUUCAAAGGCAAUCUGAUAAGUAGAGCCUGAAAUAAUAUUGUGCCGACUGGGACCAUCUGAAGCCAAAACGGUUCGCAAGAUAGAUCUGCUGUCUAUCUAUAUUAUUAUUAACAUUAAUAUAUAAUAUUAAUAAUAAUAAUAUCGCUAAUAUUAUGAUGUAUUCAUAUCAAAUUGGAUUAAUUAAACCAGUCAGGGAAAACAUUCUGCAGUUGAGACCACACUAUUUCAGUGAUGUUGUGGAUGGCGCUGCACUGGACAGCAGUUUGAGCUGCUUUUGGUCUUAACAGAUGAGCAAGGGAAAGCAUUCAGAACGGGCGCCACCUACUGGCGAACUUCACUCAGUGCACUCGCCUGCUUUCAGUUGACCCGGAGCGGCUCGAGCCGCAGUGCGCUGGCAGCGCCAUUCCCCGUCCCUGCUCCGACUGCUAGCCAGUGAUAUCGGGAGCCUUGUUCGAUAACGGCUUCGGGAACUCCGCGGCUCACUGCCUGAGCGGCUCCAACUCUCACUGCCACGCCAAGAGUCUGCAGUCCGCUCUCUGCUCUCCACAUUCCAGUGCAGAGGCGGUGUCAACAACCACCCACCACAUCUAUUGCCAUUUUAAAACAAACAAACAAAAAAAAGGGUUUAAUUUUCUAAAAGUACCGUAAAAAGCCCAGUUGGUAAGACCGAAGCCCGUUUUUACUGGACUCUCCCGCAGAGUUUUUAAACAUUUUUACAAACUUAAAACGUAUCUACAUUUGUGGCAUGACCAGGUUAGCCUACCGAAGAGACGCAGACAGCGUGAGGAUCUGUUACAAACUCACACGCGCAGUUACACUCGGCCGUACUUCCUGAGAGCUUUAGUCUUUUAGUCAGAUCCACAGACAAGCACCAUAGUCACAGCCCCCACAAGGCCAUGAGCUGUAGGAUCCCACUCCCUUUGCUUGACAUUUUUACCCGCUUCCACAAACUUUACCAGUGCACGGUUACAUAGCCCCCCUCCUCAGACGCUCGAUCCCCCGAACGGCCACGCCCACAUUGCCAGCGGUUCUCCAAAACAAACCGUUUGGCCCUAGGCUAACAGAUGGGCUGAUGUGCCGGGGUGGGGGUGGGUGUCCUGUUUGGAGGGAGGGGGGGGAUAACCGGCCCUUAGCCUGACCACCCCCACAUGCUCGAACACAGCUGCUGACUGAACUCAAUGCCAACACCCACCUUGGAGUGGUCGUCCAAUCCUGUCUGUGCUUAUUUCAGUAAUAACAACAAUAAUACAAGUGAAUGUGCAACUCCUCUUCUACUCCUCCCUUUCCUCUGUACAAUGUCCUCCAUUUGCCCUCUCAUAACUAUGCACCUCUAUAGUUUUUGGAUUGUAAAAUAAAAGAAAAUGUAUGACAAAUAAAACUGGAUAAAAAUCCA